This is a messenger RNA of Melanaphis sacchari, 1960 nucleotides long. It is a transcript of the gene Hsf, whose product is annotated as heat shock factor protein. The coding region runs from base 136 to 1920 and encodes 594 amino acids. The transcript has 12 exons. Gene Ontology annotation, molecular function: sequence-specific DNA binding; DNA-binding transcription factor activity. Gene Ontology annotation, biological process: regulation of DNA-templated transcription. The record is from RefSeq and is a predicted model, not a curated record. NCBI's taxonomy places the organism in Eukaryota, Metazoa, Arthropoda, Insecta, Hemiptera, Aphididae.
CACCAUAUCAAUUCAAUAAUAUAUAUAAUAUUUUAUGUUACGACUCAGAGAGAAAUAAAGCACUGCUAUUUACUAAUAAUACUUUAAAGUCGUUUUGUAUAAUUAAUACAUACUCAUAGUUCGUCGUAAAAAGAAAUGAUGCCAGAUGACAAUCCUGCAAACGACCAAAGGAUUUCUUUAUUUUUAAGGAAACUUUGGACAUUGGUCUGCAGUAAAGAAACCGAUAAUGUGAUUACAUGGAGUGAGGAAGGUGACAGUUUUAUUAUACAUAAUCCUGUAGAAUUCUGUAAGGUCCUACCAAGAUAUUUCAAACAUAAUAACUUUAUGAGUUUCGUACGGCAGUUACAUAUAUAUGGUUUUAGUAAAAGAAUAUCUGAUGUUGAUCACACAUCUAAUCAUGGAACAUCUUGUGAAUAUGCUCAUCCAUAUUUUAUGAAAGAACAUCCUUGUUUAUUGUUAUCAAUUAAGCAAAAGAGAGGGGAAAAAUUGCAUCAAGGCAUAAAAACCGAUAUUGAUUCAAUUGAAACAAUAAGUACACUGUUAAAAGAAGUAAACUCAGUUAAAGAUAAAAAUAAGAUGCUUGAUUCCAAAUUCACAGCUAUGAAACAUGAAAAUGAAUGUUUGUGGCGUGAAUUAGCAGUUAUUCGACAAAAGCAUAUGAAACAACAAAGAAUUCUCAAUCAGUUAAUCCAAUUUUUAGUUACCUUAAGACAACCUAGUACUAAUAAUACACUGUGCCGAGAAGUAAAAAAUAAUGUCAGAUAUGUUCUCCCUAUUAUGCAUCAUAAGGCAUCAGAAAAAGCAAAUUCUGGAGAAACAUUUACUAAUCCAAAGUAUAAACCAUCUACAUCAUCAGGACCUGUUAUUCAUGAAUUAGAUGCUGCUGAUAUUCUUAACUCUAACGAAAAUGUUAGAACUCAAAGAGAAAUUUUUAAUGAAGCAGUAGAGCCAGAAGGUGUAGUACUUAGUCCUAGUAGUGUCUCGCAAAUGUUAAGUAGUCCUGGUGGUUCAACAAUUGAAGAAAUAUUUGCACCAAAUGAUAUUAUAAUGAACUCACCUUUAGACGACUUGAUCAGAGAAGUGUCAGUAUCCCCUACUGAAGAAUUAUUAGAACCAAAAACAACUAUUGUAACUGUUCCUUCAUCUAACCCAGUUACAAAAACAACUAAAACCAGUAAUAAAACAUCUUUAAAAAGGACAAAAAAAGAUAUUAAUCCUUCAAAGAAAAAAAAGACAACUAUUGCUGAUAAUGUUCAAAACCAAAAUCCUACACCUUCAGCAGUACCAUAUGUUAUUAAAGUAGAACCAAUGGGAGAUGAUCCACCAGUAAUUUCUAUUCCUGACACAGAUUUCAUUGAACCUGAAGUAACUAUUUCUAAUAAUGAUGAUGAUCUAUGGAAAAAUGAAAUAACUUCAAAUUCUGAUAAUAUGCAGCUUGCUAAUCCAGAACCUAGGCAAGUUAAUGAGUGUGACGGGAGCAGUUCUGUAUCACCAAAUUUUCUUAACAAUGUUAUACAAAAAGAGGCUGUUUCUAAACAAAUUGAUUUGGUUCAAGCUGACUUGGAAAAUUUAUUAAAAGGAUUAAAUGAUAAGUACACAUUUGACGCAAAUAUGUUUCUUAAUUUUAUUAAUGAUGAUCCUACAAAUUUAAAUUUGCCUAUAACAUCAGAAGAACAAACAGUUAAUGAUGCCAAAAAUGGGUUGAAUGUUACUCCAGAUAAUCAAAUUGUGUCAUGUCUAUCACCAAAUACAUAUGAUCUAAACGAUUUAAUGACAGCUUCAGCAGAUUGGACAAUACCAAACACUCCCAUGUCAUUUGAUUCAGCAUAUGAAAAUGAUAUAUUAAAUACUCCAGUUAUAACUGAUUCUUUAUUAAAUACUGAUCCUCUUUGUCCAAGUAUAUCCUCACCAGAAAAAUAAUUUAGACAUAGCUAAGUAUAGAUAAAAUUUAUAAUAUGUA